UCAGGCGCAAACAGGACUUAACUAGUUCAAGUGCUAACAAACCCCAAAACCUCACUCUUUUACUCCAGUCCUUGCGUAAAAUUUUCCCGAGAAAAUGAACUCUACUAGCAACUCGAAAAACCCUAAAGUUUUCUCUCUGUCCAAACAACCCCCUUCUCUCCUAAACCUCCAGCAAGCCUUCUCUAAUCUCCAAACCCACUGCUUUUCUCUCUUCCAACAAACUCACCAUCAGUUGAAGGACGCUUUUAACUCCACUUUUUCUCACUUUAAUCCGCCUUCUUUUUCUCCAAAAGGCCCAGUUUUUGCUCGAGUUGCUGAUUCUAGCAAGACCCAGAUUGAUUUCAGUAAAAAAUCAGGGGCCGCCUUGUCGGCUGAGGCAAUAGAAGAGAGAUUGGCUGGGGUUCCAGUUUAUGCUUUGAGUAAUUCGGAGGAGGAAUUCAUGUUGGUGUCGGGUGUUUCGACUAAAAAAUCGCUUGGAUUGUUGUGUUUCAAGAAGGAGGACGCUGAGGCUCUUUUGGAACAGAUGAAGAGUAUGUAUCCUCGCAUGAGAAAAGGAGGUUCUAAAGUAGUUGCUGUUGCUCUCUGCAAGGUUUUCCAGCUUAAGGUUGAUAGUGUGACGUUUAGACUGAUACCAGAUUCAACUCAGAUCAAGAAUGCACUUAGAGAAAGGGAAAGGGCUGGUUUCUCUGAUGAUGGCUUCGCCGGUGUUCCAGUUUUCCAGUCAAAGAGCUUGGUAUUAAGAAGUCAAAAUAAGAGCUAUCGACCAUUUUUCUUUAGAAAGGAGGAUUUAGAGAAAUCACUUCUGAGAGCUUCCCACCAACAGAAUCAACUGAAUCCUGCUUUUAGACCAGGAGAUAUUCAGGUUGCUGUUUUUGAGGAAAUAAUCAAGGGGAUGAAAGAUAGUUCUACGUCAACAUGGGAUGAUGUUGUUUUCAUUCCUCCUGGUUUCGAUGUUUCAACUGAUCCCACCCAACAACAAUAGCCAACUGCAUGAGUAGAUGGUAUGGCCGGAUUACCGAUUAUGCUGGUCUUCUUCGCAAGCUUGGGGUGCUUGAUGCUCUUCCCUUGAUUAGUUCUGAUCUGGUCAUGUUUGCCAGAGAAGGAAGAUAUAAUAUUUGUGUAUCUUCCAUACCAUUUGGUUUGUGGAUUGUAGUUUGGAUCUGAUACUUGAAAGAAAAAGGGAAAGAAGAAAAAUUAGGCCCAUUAAUCAUAGUUUUGAGUAGAGAGAAAUGAUUAAAGGUGUUGCAAUUUGACUUUCAGAGACCUGGUAAUCCCAACUCCUAAGGUGAGGACACGAUCAAUUGAGCUAAUGCUUAAGGUCCAUUACUGGUGUUUUUAAGCUCUAAAAGGAGAUUUAAAUGCUUUUAUUUCUUU
Messenger RNA from Durio zibethinus, 1374 nucleotides. RefSeq names its product Tic22-like family protein (gene TIC22-III). Gene Ontology annotation, biological process: protein transport. Gene Ontology annotation, cellular component: chloroplast. The record is from RefSeq and is a predicted model, not a curated record. Lineage: Eukaryota; Viridiplantae; Streptophyta; Magnoliopsida; Malvales; Malvaceae.